GAAAUAAGACACUUUUCUUUUCUUUCUUUUUUUUUUUCUUUUUUUUUUUUUUUGUAUGGCGUGAGUGCGAGAGAGCAGUGCCCAGCAUCAUGACUGGAAACUUAAAAUUGCUGGUGUUCCUUCUCGUCGCUGGAAUAGGGAGAGCUGAGGCUGCAUGCGGACCUAAUGAAUUUGCAUGUGCCUCCCAUGAUCAGUGCAUCCCUGACGACUAUGUGUGUGAUGAGAUUGAGGACUGUGAUGAUAACUCAGAUGAGGAACCCACCAUUGAUGAUUGUCAGGCGUAUUUAGGAAGGCAAGAAGAGGUGGAAUCAAGUUUCACUGCAGUCUCCCAUGAUGACGAGGAUGAUGAUGAACAAGCACCAGUUGAAAAGGAACCUCCUCAGCAGUGUGCUCUCAGAAAGUGCGAAGUUGGCUCCAAGUUCAAGCUGGUGGACGGUCUAACACACUACUAUACUUACGAAACAAAGUCAGUGACGGUAGUGGCGGGCUCCUCUCCCUCCAAUACUUCGCUCGCAAUCCGCGCCCAGCUGGCCUUCACUGUCCUCACCGCCUGUGAAUUGGAACUUCAGGUCCAUGACAUGGUUGUGGAGACGACCCGCAGCGACAGUGGAGGCCAGCUAGAAUCAGUGGAAGACAACGCCUUCAUCGCCGCCGUCACUAAAAAUCCCUUGAGAUUCGCUUACCAUGACGGCCUGGUGGAGGAAAUGUGUCCCCUUCCUGACGAGGAUCCUAAUGCUCUCAACUUUAAGCGGGCGGCUGUCUCUUUGCUCCAAAACACCAUGCCUCGCCUCGACCUUGACCAUCACACCACAGAGACUGACGUGGUGGGUCACUGCAAGGUGGACUACCAGGUGGCGGGAGUGGCCGGUAAAGGCCUGGUCCUGAAGAAGACCCGCGACAUUCCCUCCUGCACCACCCGAUCCUCCACCACCUCCUUCAUCAAGGGUGUUGAGUAUGAUUUUGUCGGGGGCAUCCACACUCCGCCGCUGCUGGACACGACUAGCGAGUGCGUGCAGGUGGUCGCUGAAGGGCGAAUAGAGAGUGCGCGGUGCCAGGAGCUCCACCGCUUGACGCCAUUCAGUUCGGAGAGAGGCGGGAUCUUCACCACGAUCACUCAGACACUCAACUUCACCCACAAGUCCUACUCUUCCUCCACGAUGGGCAGCGUUCAUGGCCGGACCAACUUGUUGUACGAUUACCACAACCAUGUUCAUGCCGAAGGAAACCCUACUGACGGAGUGGACGAUGCGCACUUCUGGGGAUCCCUCUCAAACCAAAUCCUCGACAAGAUUGCUGAAAACAUGGAGAAUGAGGGUGUUGGCACCAAUGCCCCGCGACUUUUCUUGGAGUUGGUUCAGGCUCUCCGCCACCUUAGUUUCCAAGAGCUGUGGGGAAUCAACGAGGAGCGAAACUGGGGACCCGAGCGGAUUGUGUUCGACGACGCUCUCCCGAUGCUUGGCACGGGAGGCAGCGUGGGAGUGAUGCGCGAUCUCAUGGGGCAGGAUCACAACAACAUUCUCACUAACACAUGGCUCACCUCCCUCUCCUUCAUUUCCAGACCUGAUCUGGACACUAUUUUGGAGGCGGCGCCACUGCUAGAGAUGGAGAGGGUGCACGCUGACGCCUUCCUCGGGGUAGGUUCCCUGGUGCAAGCCUAUUGCCGCGACCAUCCAUUCUGCACCCAGGCACAGCCCAUCCUCAGGAUCAUGGACACAUUGCAUCAGUUCAUCAGGAAUUCCUGUCACAGGGAAACUAAACAAGAUAAGAUCCAGGUCCUGAUGGCGAUGAAGGGAAUCGGCAACGCGGGAGCGGCAGUGACGGAAGGUAUUCCAGGGAGUCUGGCGCAAUGUUUUUUCAACGAACAGAAUGAAAACGAAAUUCGCUUAGGUGCCAUCACUGCUUUCAGACGAUUUCCUUGUGAGGUGUCACGAGGCCCACUUCAGAGACUCUUCCAGGAUCAUACUCAGGAUGCCGAGCUGCGCAUUGCCGCAUAUCUCGAACUGAUGCGUUGCCCAGACUUCCAGGUGGUUAAGGUGGUCAAGCAGACACUGCUCAACGAGGAGGUCAACCAAGUGGGUUCCUUUGUGUGGACGCACUUAGAGAAUUUGAAGGAGACGAGCAUGCCCUCUCGCGCACACCUGCAGGGUCUCAUCUCAAACGAAGACAUUGCCAGCAAGUUUACUGCAGAUGUCAGGAAAUUUUCUAGAAAUAUCGAACUCUCUGGAUUUUACGAUCAACUCAACGUUGGUGGAAAUAUGGACGCCAAUGUGGUGUUCUCCCAGGAGUCAUACAUCCCGCGCUCCGCAACCUUCAAUUUCACCACAGAUCUCUUCGGCCACUCACUCAACCUUCUAGAAAUUGGUGCUCGAAUCGAAGGCUGGGAUCGUGAACUGGAUUCCAUGUUCUUCCGCUCCCCGUCCACUCCCGACAGCGAACCAGCCCUCUCUAAUCCCAAGCUGCGUGAUGUGAUGUCGAGAACGCAAAAGAAAGACAAAUAUAUGCAGAAGGACGCUGAGGUAUCCUUCCACAUGAAGACCUUUGGCAACGAGAUUUAUUACCGUCAUCUGCAUGGCAUCCAGGAGGUGGUGCAGGCACUCGGCACCCUCAACCCGGCAGAGAGAAUACGUCGCCUUAACAUGGGAGAGGACAUCAACCUUCAGAAGUCAUGGCUGGCUACUGAGUCAGCGUACAUCAUUCCGACCACCGCGGGGCUGCCCCUCAAUCUCAGCAUCACCGCCAGUGUGGCCCUCAACGUUCAUGCCAGUGGCAAAAUUGAUGUCUUCAACCUGUUGCAAGGGCGCGGAGGGAUCAGCGGAAGACUCAAGCCCAGCGUCGGGGUGGAAGUGGUCGGUUCUAUGCUGGUGGAUGGACAUGUAGCCCAGUCUGGUGCGCAGUUGGUUUCCACACUCCACUCCUCCACGGUGGUCGAAGGCAGAUUCGACAUCAACGGCUCCGAGCUUGUCCGGGUGGAUCUUGCCAUGCCCAGGGACAAGAUUGACAUCAUGAAUAUUUCGUCCAGUCUUGUGUUAAUCCACGGGUCAGCAGAGGCAGCAGUACAGCAUUCCCGGGAGUCAUUAGAUGGUGUGACAAGCGAUCGCAUGGAGUUGACUGGAUGUUCGGCUUACCAGGAUAAGUUAGGAGCAAAGCUAUGCUGGAAUGUGCAGUAUCCCAAUGCUUCUAGAGUACCGGAGAGCCCCUUCUUCCCACUUACUGGGCCUGCGCAGCUGCAGCUAGCCCUUCACAAAACAGAUCCGACGCUCACCACCUACCAGAUUCGCUACACGUGGGAACGUAGAAGGCUGUACCGCACCUUUCUGCUGUCAGUGAACACACCAGGUACAGCCAUUCCACGGGAACAUAGCAUCAGCUAUAAUAUCAACUUCGGCUCUCAGAACAUUUACCUGGAUCUGCAUUCUCCUCAAACAAAUAUAUCAGCUAGAGGUCGUUAUGUGGAUAGCAGGAGGGAGCGGCGGGCGGAUCUCAGUGUGGAGUUGAAUGGCCGAGAGGUGGCAACCCUUACUGCAGGCCUUGCUGCCCACAGUAGGCAGGGGCGAGAUGUGAUUAGGCCCAUCUUCACCGUCACUUAUCAAGGCCAGGAUGCCAUCAGGGUCACAGGUGUGGUGGACCGUCGUCAAAACCGCAAGACAGAACUGAUGGAGGUUGAUAUGCAAGUGAAAUGCUUACUGCCACAGGAGGAUGGACGUUGGGUGAUGGCUGCUGGAACCAUAAAGGGUGACCUCAGCCUCAGUGAGGGCGAAUGGACUGGUGGCCUUGAGGCACUUUACAGUCCCUCGGAGUCAGCAGCAAGGGAAAGCAUCAAUCUGGAAUACCGGUGGACCAAAUCACUCUCUGCUUCCUCAGACAUCAAGACAGAGCUCAGUGUCCGCUUUUUCUUCUCACAGUUUCCAAAUAUAAAUUUCAAGGGCCAGUUGUUGAGACGGGUACAUUUUGGUACAAGAGAAAACAGUUUGCAGCUUAAUUUUGGUGAAAAUUUUGAGGAUAUAAAUCAUCGUGUUGAUAUAUAUGAAGCCUUCACAUACCACAACACUGAGACAGCCACAAUUUUCAACUUCACUACUAGCAUUAAGCAGCGUUUGCGAAACCUUGACUUAAAAUUUGGAACGGACUGGUAUCGAGACAAGUAUGUCCACAACACUGGAAUCCUCAUUCAGUAUGAUACAAAUCAUCGGAUAGAAUCACGGCUGCACAUGAAGUGGAAACCACUUGGGCUGGUUGACACAGAAGGUUCUUGGUUUCUCAAGAUUCCUGGAAGAGUGGACUGGGAAGUAAAUGGACAUAUCAAGGAAAACAUCGUCAAAAAAUAUAUGUUUGAAGUUGAAAUAAAAGCUGGACACAACUGGCGACUUGAAGCAAGUGGAACAUAUAGUGACCAUUCAACUCUCUUGGAACAGUUACACAACCUUCAAUUAGAUCUUCAUCUUCCAAGCUAUGGUCUCACAAGAAUCAAUAUGACAAUCCACUCCAACAACCACCGCAUGAGCCUUGACACACAUGUUUUAUUAAAUGAUGGAAGGAAAUAUGAGGUGAGGAUAGCUUAUGAAAGGAGGCUAGACCACAUGCAAGCACAAGAACAUAUUCUCCAUUUUGAGCUCCACAUGCCCAACCAGCUGUACAUCCUCAAUAGCGCCAUUAGUUUUGGUACUGUUAUUACUUUUACAAGUGAAUUACACCUUGACAGACAACGUGACAUUCAUCUGAGUGUGACAGCAGAUAUUCUGCAACCAAGAAAAACUGGUCUUCAAGUUCUCUUAAAGUGGAAUGCUAACAGGGAUCCAAAUCAGAAGAUGACGAUUGAGAUGCUGUAUGUGAAUCCAAAUGACAGAGUGUCUAACUUCACCCUGAAUGGCCUCUUAUUCUUCUUGGGUCAACAGUAUCGAGUCAACUGGAUGACUGAGAGAAGAUUUGAAUAUAUGGAGAGGGAUAUGAUCUGGGAAAACAGAAAUGAAGGAUCCUUCAGCUGGAUGGAGCAGAGUGGUCACUUGCAGGAGAUAGCAGCUAAUGUGACCAUGAGGUUCAGACGUGGUAACACAGCAGAAUUGUAUGGCAUGUUUGACUUGGAUACACCAUUCCUGCAUUGGAAAAAAAAUUAUCUUGAACUAAAAUACUUCCGAAAUGCCAAUCAGAUAGAAAGCAAGUUGAAGGCAAGAUGGCAUGAUGGAGAAUUUAUAGACUUGCAGCUAACAGCUCAGAAGCAUAUCCAGGACAGCAACUUCCGAAUAGAAACAAGACUGGAUGUGAAUUCUUCAUUUGAGGGUCUUGUCUAUGCUAGCACAGAAGUCUGGAUUGAGAAGAAAUUAGGUGUCAUUGACUUAAACUUUUAUAUACAGUGGGACAAAGACAGAUUGGAGGUCACCCUUGAAGGAAAAGAUGACAGCUCUGAAGCAGAGACAAGAUUUUCACUCUUUGGACAAAUUCUCACCACCAUUGAAGGCUACCGUGAAAUAUCGUCUGCUGUUGAUUUCAUCAUUGGUCCCAGUAGCACUGAUAUUCAUGCUACAGCAAAAUGGGAGGGACACUUCUAUAAGAUUACAAUGAGUGGUACCAUGUAUAAUGGAUUGGAGUACCUUCGUAUAGGAGUGGAUGUGGAAGCAGACCAUCAUGAAGAGCCUCUAGUAACAGCCUCCUUCCGUGUGUAUCAUGACCCUGAAACCUUGGAAGAAAAACUUUCGAUUGUCUUAAAGUGGCUUGAGGAGGAGGUACUUGUGGAUGGUCAAGUAGUGACAUUGCCCCACCGCUUCAAGGCUGGGAUUGAAGUGGAGUCAACUUUUGAGGAGUUAGAGAGAGCAGUUAUUGUUCUUGGUUUUACAAAGGACACUGUUAUGAAGACUGAAGCCAAAUUGCAAUGGAAUGAUAAUGUUGAUGCUGGAUUUGAGCUAUUGGGUCAGGUGACUUCACUCACAGACUUCUUCAUAAGUUGCACCAUACACACACCUUUCUCAGGAAUGAAGAUAAUAAAGGGUGAAUUGAGAAACCUAUUCCAGCUACAACCUCAAGUUCAUGUCCACCCAAGAAUCUAUGGCCAGUUGGGAGAUAAAAAGUAUGGACUUGGAGCACGCUACGAGCAGGGUCAGUUGCCUCGUCUACGUGUAGCCUUGGAGUUAUACACUCCUCUGCCUGAGCUGCACACUGUUUUCCUAGACUUAUGUGAUAAUUCAACCGUCUCAGAUGUGAAGUAUGGUCUUGUAAUGAAGUAUGGGCCCACCAAACACCUCAGGAUUGAUGUGGAUCUAAAGGAAAAGACUGGUGGGAUGGAAGGCCAAGCAGUGGCUGCUUUGCCUUUACAGUCACUAGGUGAAGACUUAGAAGAUGCCACACUUGAGGCCUCAGGCAGCUUCCUCUGGGUGCCUGAACCCAAACUGGAACUCACACUACUUUCCCGGUCCUCUUCCCUUACUAAGGUUGAGGUGAAGGCCAGUUUCAAACAAGAGGAUGAGGGGAAACUUCAGUUAACUAUCACAACCCCAGUGAGUGGAUAUGAAAACUUGGACCUAGCCAUUGAAUAUUGUCUUCCUGUUAAUGAGCGUCCAGGACACUUUGAUGGCAGGUUAAACACUUCUGUCAACAGUGAGUUCCAUUUGAAAGGAACAGGUACCACCAAGGAGUUAGAAGGAUCUUUUGUUACACCAUAUGCACCUUUCAGAAAUGGGAAUUUCAUGUGGAAGAUGACAUCCCUUGAUGUUGUGAAAUCUCGCCUGGUGGCCAAAUUUCAGUGGGAGAACAGCAACAUUGCUCUUGAUGCUUCAGUCAAAUUCCAGCAGCGUUUCAUCCAAAUGUUGGAAGGAACACUGGAGACCCCUUGGGAAGAUCUGGGCCAUUCCAGCAUCCGCCUUGUAGGACAGCCACAGGAAGGGGGUUACAAGAAUCAGCUUGUGCUACGGGGCAUGGAAACUACCUACAGAGGACACCUCUUUUGGAAGUACCGUGAUGAAAAUGACUGGGAUGUUGACAUACAGGUUGAGCCAGAGAACAGAGGACGUGGAGGAAGAUAUAGAUUGCAGGUAGCCCUGACAAAUCUUGAACAUAGACCUUUCAAGUUAGCUCUCCAUAUGAGCACACCUCAUCAAGGUUUCCAGACCUUUCACUUUCAGCUGCUUCUUCAGCGAUCACAGGUUCCAUACAGUAUGACAGUUGAUUGGGACUUCCCUGUGGGUGCUGGCACCAUCGAAAUUGACAUCACUGAAUUAUCUUUUGAUAAGGUAGAGGGUAAAACUUCUCUUGUACUAAGAAAGCAACCAGGCUCACAUACUUCCUACAUGGUGGAUCUUAAUCUCUCCAGUGGUCCAUCACAAGAUCUGAUUGAUGUUGGGGGAAGUGUGGAAUUCAAAAGCAAUCAUGAAUACUGGGAUCAGCUUGUGUUGAGAGGAAAAGUACGACAGAUAACAAAUGAUCCCGGAGAAUUGAGUCUAUACCUGAUGUGGCCAAGACUGGAUCCCAUUACUUUCAUAGCUCGUGCUGAACAUCAGAACACUGGCCACCUUCUCAUCAUUAAACCUCUCAUCUCCUUGAACCUUACUAGUGCUCAUUAUAGCUUCAAUGGAGAGAUGCUCAGAGAAGGCCAGUACCUCAAUCUAACUGGAGUACUAGAUUGGAAGCGGGAAUUUUCUGGGCCCCAACAGGUACUUCUUUACUCCAGCCUUGUCUUCAACGAAGGAAAUGUAAAUGGUCACCUAACCUUGAGUUUGCCCAUGGUAGAAGGUUGGCAGGACAACAAGGCUGACCUAUUUUAUGAAACCCGUGAAGGGAGGCACUGGUUCAGGUCAUCUAUAGUCACAGGAUCAGAAGUUACCACAGUGACUGGCAAUAUGCUGGCACAAGGCUUUCCAGCAACUGAAGGCACUAUUAAUGUUACCUCAACCCUGAAGUGGGAGAAUCAGCCACUGACUUUUAACUUCAAGCAGGAUCUCAAUGACAUUGGUUACAAUGGAGAUUAUUACCUUGAGUGGCCUACCAGAAUGAACAACACCUCACCUUGGAAGAGGAGUCCUAUCCAGGCCUCCCUAAGGCACCGUUUUCUGGAGGCUGGCCAUGGGGGAACUUUUAAAAUAACUUACAAGCGCAUCAUGAAAAAACCCAUUGAGAUUGACUAUGGGUUCAAGUUUCCAGCUACAGGGGAUGUAACAGUGGAGCUAGGUGCCACCUACCAACGUAUCAAAGUCAAGGUGAAAGUGGACCGUGUCACUGCUGUGGUGGCAGAAAAUGUUAUCAAGCAGCGUACAUCCUUUGAGUUCAGCAAUCCUCUUUGGCCAUUUGGUGUUGCUUCUACAAAGGAAACAAAUACAAAAAGUUCAACAGAAUUAGAGACAGUGACAACUCUAGAACUCUAUGAUCUGCAUGAUGUGUCCCGUCGCAUCACCAUUACUCUCAUCCGCAACACAGCACAGAGCAAAAGAAAUUCCGUUAUUAAAGUGAAAAGUUUUGGUAGAGAGAUUUUCAUCAACAUGGGGUAUGAUCUCACUCCUGGAAACUUCUGCAUAAACUUUCUACUCUCAUGGGCAGAAGAUAGGAAAAUUGAAUUUGAUAUAUCUUGGACAGAUGUGUCUAAGGGAUUUUCUAAAGAACAGAUCUUGAAAGGAAAGUUCUCACAGCCAUUUAGGACUGUACUUCUUGAUGGAUAUUAUAUGCACAAUAACAAAAAUGUUACCGCCUUCAUAAAAUUCAAUUGGGAUGGUAUGAAUCCAAGUGAAGAAGUAGUCAUGGGGCAACUUCAGUGGACUGAUGAAAGCACCAAGAAUAAAAUGAUUCACAAGACCCUUGUCAGCCUCUCACACCCUCUUCUUGAGAAGAAUAUAAAGGUAUGGGGAGAACUGCAACAGGAUGACCUGGAGGAACUAACUAUUGAGGGGCAAAUGGAGUAUUCUUCAGAUCCACUGAAGAACUUGAAGUUGGAGAUGAUCAUGUUGAAGGAUAAAACUCGUAAUGAUGCUGUGGUGAUCAAUGAAAGAGCAGUUCUCAUGCAUCCUGCAACUAAUCUCACCUUGAAGACCAAUGGGAGCUUAGAGGUGAACAGAAUUAAGUGUGCAUUGCAGCAAGACUUCAUGUACACCAAUUACUCUGGUCAUCCUUAUAGAGCACAUCUUAUCACUGGUGUUGAUCUUUUGCAGAAAACUCUUCAGAUUACAUUGGAAACAUGGACAAAGUUGGUGGAUGUUCUAGUGGAGGUGGAGCAACAGAGAGAAGAUCAGUGGAUUGUUUCCACUACCAGUUAUCCUGGACAGGAGACACCUCUUCUGACAAGUGUAGAGUUUCAUCCAUCCCAUCAGGUCAUCACCAUAACAUUUGACAACCUCCUGACCAGCAAUACAACCUAUGAGACAGAUUUCCCAAGAUAUAUAGCUGAACAAGUGGUUGUUGAGGGUGGCUUGGAAGACCUUCGCAAUGCCAGGUUCUCUAUGAAACAUUUACAGCCCAGCUGGGUGAAUGACGGCCAGCAAUGGCAGCAACAGGAACAACAAGAGCAAGAACAACCACCAUUAUGGGUACAGGAUGCAAACUUUUAUUUCCGUCUCAACAACUCUCGUCUCCUUACAUCUCGGUUUGAUUGGAGACCAGAGAUCAAGCAAGAAUUUUUGAAUGAAAUUGGUGAGUUCAUUGGUGCUUCACAUGAUUUAAGAAGGAAUGCAGAAGAAUGGCUUCAAGCAAUGCUUAAAAAGAUAGGGGAAGAAUGCCUUUCUAGGGCCAAACCAAUAGUGGAAGACUUGGUGCAACAUACUAAACCCAUCAUCAUUGACUUCAAAGAUGAAUCAGAGGAGUUUGUCUCUGAUAUGUGGCAGCUCUACAAUAGCAUCAACUCAACUGCCAUGGAACUGAGGGUUCGAGAGUCUGUUCAAUUUGUCAUUCCUACCAUCCUACAGUCUCUACAGGAAAUCCCUCUGUUCCAGGAGCUAAAAACAAAGUUGGCUAGAGGGGAGUUAAAGGGCCAGCUUAGUAGAUUUUUGAGAAAGCUUCAAGACUUCAUUCAAGGUGUCUUUUCUGAUGUGGAAGGACCUGGCCUCAAAGAAAAAUUGAAGACCCUGUUUAUUAUGUUAGCUGAGAGAUAUGACCAGUAUGCCAAGCGUCUUUACCUGCAAGCCCGAGAGUCCAUUGAAGCCUUCACUCAUCGCCUGGCAGAAUGGUUCUAUGUCAAGUGGCAAGCUGUUUAUAAUAAUUACAAGCCACACAUCCUCCGUACCUUUGACGAUGUGGAAACCAAUGCAUGGACUUUUGCUGAAAAUCUAAUUGGUUGGAUGAAACAGCUUGGCCUAGAGGUAAAAUCAUCAGCCUAUUAUCAACGCAUCCAAGAACUGGCCACCUACCUGGAAAAAACAUACAAAGACUUUUCAGAAAAAUCAAAACGAGAAAAUCUGGAAGAAUACUUCUCAGUGCUUAUAGAAAAAAUAAAAAGUGGAGCAAAAGCUUUCCUUGAUCUGGUGGCACCAUUCAUGGAAGAUUGGGGAGGAGAACUAAGGAAGGCAUGGACCACCCUUAUGCAAUUCCGCACAGCCCGAACAGUGAAGGAGGUGGUUGUAGCAGCUGUCAAUAAGGUUAUUUGGACAGUGCAGUAUGUGAACAUUAGUGGACAGGUGAUAGAUGCUAUGGCUUUCUUCCUGGAGCAUGGAUGGACCAUUGUCACACAGACUGGUGUUGAGGCCUCUCAGAAAUAUAUCAAGGCCAAGACAAUGUUUAGAUGCACACCAGAAAAGGGAGAAUUGGAGCUGGUACAGAAGCUGCCUUUAGAUUGGCAUGCAUUUAAUCACAAGCCCAGCUGGCAGGAUCUGCCUGAAUACAGUCAAAUUGUAAAGAUGUUCAGCUUUUUCUCCUCAUCCUCUAAUACCACAUUGUUCAAGAUAUGGCACAAGAUGGUAAAGCUACGCUUCUCUCCCAGUAGUUUGUUCCCACCCUUCACAGCCACAGGAUACAUGAUUGGGGAACAACACUUCAUCACCUUUGACCAGCAGCACCUUGAAUACAAAGGACGGUGUCAGCAUCUCCUUGUGGCAGACAUGGUGGGAGGAAGAUGGGCUGUGUCAGUCAACUACCAUCAUCACUCCUCCCGCACUAUUAUUAUUUAUAUUCAUGAUUCAUACAUCGAGAUUGCAAAGGAUUUUAGGGUCUCUGUUAAUGGGAGAGCCACAGAAUUACCAGCAAGUGUUUCUUCAGUCUCUGUGCACCGCAGCUUACAUUCUCUGCAUGUGGACAGCCACCUCUAUGGAUUUAGAGUGAACUGGAAUCUUGCCCAGGAUGUUACAAGCAUAACUAUUCAUGGAUCAUACUUUGGGAAAACAGGAGGACUUCUGGGCCUCUACAAUUAUGAGCCCUAUGAUGACUUCCAGUUCCCAAGUGGAGAAUUAACAGAUGAUGGCACAAUGAUGGCUGAAAGUUGGGAUGUGAGUCCAGUACAUUGUGUGUCCACCGGUAAUAUUGCACGGUUGCCCUCCAAGAUUCCAAUUGAAGCCUGCACGCAACUUUUCCACAGCAAAGGAUCUCCUCUGAAAGGAUGCUUUUAUGAGGUGGAUUCAAAACCCUACUAUAACAUGUGUCUGGUGGACUACAACACACAUGCACCCUCUGAACAGAAUACCUGUACUGCUGCUGCAGCAUACAUGGAAGCAUGUGGCAUUAACAGUAUUCCUAUCAAGAUUCCUUCUUAUUGUGUGCAGUGUAAGUACAUGAAUGAUAACAUGCAGCUCAUGACAUUGGAGGAGGGUGUGCCUGUUGUGUUAGAGGAAGAGGACAUACUCAAAUCAACUGAUAUUGUUAUUAUCCUUGAAGCCCAGCAUUGCAAUACAAUACUUAGUGAGAAGAAACCUGUCAGUCGCUUUGGUACAUUUAUCAAGGAACUAAAUGAAGAACUACAAAACAGUGGUCUUCACAAUAUAAGGUAUGCCAUGGUGGUCUAUGGGGGAGAGCCACCAUUCUCCAUGCCAGUAGUAGCAACUGUCAACAACCGAAUCUUCACAGAUGCUAGCAACAUCAACAAGGCUUUGGAUCAUGUUAAAUUCAUGACUGAAGACUACAGUGAGCAUAUAGAUAAUUCCUAUGAUGCUUUUGUGGCCUAUUCAUUUGCUGCUAGCCUCAACUUCCGGGCAGGAGUCACCAUUUCCUUCAUCCACUUCCCCUGCCAGUCCUGUCAACCAUUCCUUCCCUCAAUGGAAUACAGCACUAUGUAUCACAUCCUGCUGGAGUACUCUGUCACCCUGCAUGUUUUCAAUCAAGAUCUCUUUGACAUACCCAAGGACAGAGAAAAAAAAAAGCUUCUAGGCAUAGAUAGGGAGUUGGCAUACACCAUGAAGGACACCAGAGGAUCAGGUCUGAAAGGAGACAGGGCAUUGAAGUCACAGGUGUCAAUACCCAAGGACAAGCUGGGCUACUGUGCUCCUCUGGCUCAUCAAACCAAUGGUACCAUUUUCACUUCUGCUAACCUUGUUAUUCCUGCAAGACAAGCUUCAAGGGCAAAUAGGAUCAAGAAGAAAAUUCAGAAACUUGCUAUAGUGUUUGGUAGACGUCUUGCCCUGACUGCUUAUCCAAGAGAGAAAAAGAGAUGUGUAUGUAUUCCAAGGGGACCAGAUGGAGGUGGCAUCAUUGAAUGUGACAACUGGGGCAGUGGACCUCUUGCAAUUCUGAGAGACUAUGGCUAUGACACAGAGAUCUCCUAUACACCUGAAACCAAUAGUGGAGAAGUAGGAUCAUGUAUAGAAAGAGGAGCUGAUGGUCGGUGUCUGCGGCUCAUGGAGAACUAACAGGCUGUCUGAUGCCAUUUGUCAGUCCAGCUCACACAAAUAAGUGAAUCACAGAGGCUUACAGCUGCAUUACUGAUCGGCCACUACUGAUGAAACUCAUCAAUUGGUGGACAUUUAUGAUGUCAGUUGGAUCACUCUGUGGAUGGUGGUAAACUUUGAAGGCUAUACAUUUCAUAUUGAUUAAAAUUCUUAAAUGAAGGCUGUCCGUUUUAAAUAUAAUUAACAUGUAAGAAGAUUUGGUUCAUUGGGUUGAGGAAAUAGUUGCCCAAUUUCUAAAUAAAAGUGAUUCACUCAUAGACAUGAAAUGAAUAAGUAAAUAAAUAAAUAAAUAAAAUACAGUGAAUUGAUGUGCAAAAAAAAAAAAAAAAAAAUCCUGUAUCUUUGUCAUCUCAUAUAGGUGAUCACUAUAGUGACGGUCACUGGGACAUAAGGCUGCAUCAUCGCACUCUGACAACUAUCAAUCAAGACAGAAUGAGAAAUGCUUAUUGUUAAUAAUAUAUGCAGACAUGCAUCAAUUAUCUGAAACUCAGAAUUUACUUUAUUUAGCAAUAUUCCUCAUUGUUGCUCCUAUGUAUUUAUUAAUUGAGAUAACUAUUCCUAAAAGAGCAUCACAUGUACAAUUUUUGGACAGUGUUGAAAAGAUAGGUUGCCAAAGUACCAUAAUGGAACCUUCAGGUUUUUCAAUUGUGAAUGUAAUUCGAUUUUAUUUCAUCUUCACUUACUUGUUCAUAUUUUUUAUUGAUUUUUAUUGUUAUUUAUUAUUACUUAUUUAUUUAUUAUUAUUAUUAUUAUUAUUAUUAUUAUUAUUAUUAUUAUUAUUAUUAUUGUUAUUAUUAUUAUUAUUAUUAUUAUUAUUAUUAUUGUUGUUAUUUAUUAUUGUUUAAUUUAAUUUAUUUUAUUAUUUUUAUUUAUUUAACUAUUAUUUAUUAUUAUUAUUAUUAUUGUUAUUAUUAUUAUUAUUAUUAUUAUCAUUAUUAUUAUUAUUAUUAUUAUUACUAUUAUUAUUAUUUUUUUUUAUUUAUUUUAUUUUACAACUAAGGAGCUUAAAGAAGAUCGCUGCUUGCAUACAUAGUUUCUUUAAUGGUUCGUAUAUAUACUUGUCUACGUUGUAAACAUAAGAGUUACAUUUAGUUAUAAUACUGCUCUUACAUCAUAACUUAAUUAUGGAUUAGUUAUUAGUGCAUUUGUUAUGCAUGUAGCAACUAUUGGGACACUAUUAGGGAAAAAAAAUUAUAUAUAUAUAUAUAUAUAUAUAUAUAUAUAUAUAUAUAUAUAUAUAUAUAUAUAUAUAUAUAUAUAUAUAUAUAAUUUUUUUUUCUCCCAUCCUUUGCAAAAUGCAGUCAUGAACACUGAAUGUCGCACCAUCAUCAUCUUCUGAUAACCUUUCUAUUGACAUGGUGUCUGAGACCAUGCAUGUAGUCUGCUGUAGGAUUACUUAUCACUUAUUAAUGUAUAUAUAUAUAUAUAUAUAUAUAUAUAUAUAUAUAUAUAUAUAUAUAUAUAUAUAUAUAUAUAUAUAUAUAUAUAUUCAGUUGUAAGUUUCAAAUAAUAAAAUUAAUACUGCCUUUAGUAUUCCUAAAGUAAACCACAUGCACAGUUUCAGACAUAGAAUUACUGCAAAGGGGGUUUACACAGGGCAGUUUGAGGCUGCUUCCAGUCAGGAGCGAGAUGCAGCUGGGACUUGCUGAAUUGCUGGGGCAAUCAUGGAAUCGCUUUAUCAGUCUGAUUGGCUGCCAUCCCAGCAAUUUUCCAGGGUCAAAUGAGAAGAACUAUCAAUAUAAAAUUGAAAAUAGGAAGAAUAUUGUUGGAAACUAUUUUACUAAUAAUCAUUGACUGUACCAUUGUAUACAAUAAAUAAGUAAAAUAUUUAAAUUUAUCAAAAAAGUGGAAAACAGACGUAGUUUGUUUACAAAAUUACUAAGAAAGCCAGAGGCCCAGCAUUCAUGUACCAGAAAGCAUCAUGAGCACCACAGCCUGUAAGGAUAUGUACACUAAGCACCAAUGAAUUGUUCGCAGCUUCACUACAGAUUACUUCCAGGAGGGACCUAUGAAAAUUUCCUCUAGUAUGGCACCCUAGUGAUUUAUGGGAGUUAUCAUGCAUCUGGGAACACGUUUAAAGUACGAGCAGUCGAUGAAAAACGUUGAUGGACCCUCAGUUGACAUUUGCCAGUUAAUAGCAAAACAUUCUUAAAGUAUCGCCUCACUUCUCACCAGUAAUUUGAGCAGACACGCCCUGACACAACUCACCUUAUUUUCAUAAUGGGAGGCAAAAAAGAUUGACAAAGAAUCAGAUCAAAGUUAUUGUGUCUUUACAUAAGGCAGAGAGGCCAGUGAGAGAAAUAGCCAGGAUUGUGGGUGUUACGAGAUGUGUGCAGAAGUGGAUACGAAAGUUUCGCAUGGAAGGCAGGGUGGCAACACCAGAACAGAAAAAGAGGCCUUGGCGACGACAUAAAACAUCAUCACGCACACUAAAUGUUGUGAAGCGUCAAUUGGAUACCUAUCCUCAAAUCACCGCGAGGGAAUUAAAAGAACAAAACCCUCAGCUGCUCGGGCAAGUGUCUGCGGGGACAGUACAGCGCUGCCUGCAAGACCAUCUUGAGUUCCGCAGACACCUUGCUCUCAAGAAACCACUCAUCACCCCUAGGCAACAAGAACGUAGGGUUGUGUUUGCCAUUAAAUAUUUCCAGCCAGUGGAAUAUGGCAAAAUAGCAGCAAGUGUUAUGGAGCGACGAAGCUGUCUUCACGGUGUCCUGCAACCAUGGCAAGCAUGUGUACCGGAGACCAGGGAGUGACCCACUUGACAAAAUUUAUAUUUCAGACUGAAAAUCACCCUGAUUCAUUGAUGGUGUGGGCCUGCUUCAGUUAUCAUGGUGUGGGAGAUUUAGUAUUUUUUUGUCAAGAAAUGAAAGCAUGAAUCAGAAUAAUUAUUUGGAACUUUGUGACCUUUUCCUUGGGUCUUUUGAAAUUUGCAACGCUACCAUAUUCAUGCAGGAUGGAGCUCCAUGUCACAGGGCAAAAUCCGCCCUGACAUGGUUUCACGACUGCCAGAUUGACUUUUUGGAGGAUUGAUCACCCAAUUCCCCCGAACCCUAUUGAAAACAUCUGGUUCAUCAUGAAGAGGUGCAUGCAGAGGAGGGAUAUCUCUGACAUAAUGAAGCUGCAGAUGGCCAUGAGGGAGGCAUAAUUUAAAUCAAGUAACCCUCAAUAACCUGGCUGAAUCUCUUCCUUCAAGGCUUCAAAAGUGUAUAAGAAGGAAGAGAAAACCCAUCAAUUACUAGUUUCCUCGUAAGUAAUAUAGUACUUUUGUUUUCUUCAGUCUAAGUACAUUCUAGCACCUGUGGUCUCACAGCGAAUAAUUCCUUGGCGCAUAGUGUAUACCUGGGACGAAACCACAAUCAUUUCUUCUUUUGCUUUUUCUUCAAGCACAGCAAAAUUGCAAUUGUAGCAACUAGCACAGAGAAGGAGGACUCCAUCUUGAUUGUUUAGUUUAUUAUGCAGCCAGCUAGCAGGCUAACAGUUGCUCUCCACUAUGUGAAUGCUUUUGGAUGAAACCUGCCAGGUGGAAAAACAGCCCCGUGUAAACCUACCUUAAUGGUUAGGAUGCCAAAAUGAGAUUGUGCAACCUUCGAUCCUACUGACUGGUACUAUGACUAUGCUUGAUGUGCGAAAUGGUGUACGUUAUUAUAAAUUAACUUUAUGUUUUCGGUUUGAUUAAAACUUAUAGUACAUCA
Molecule: messenger RNA, 16468 nt
Organism: Scylla paramamosain (green mud crab)
Lineage: Eukaryota; Metazoa; Arthropoda; Malacostraca; Decapoda; Portunidae
Exons: 82
Coding region: 90-12737 (4215 amino acids)
Biological process (GO): lipid transport
Molecular function (GO): lipid carrier activity; protein binding
Source: RefSeq, a predicted model, not a curated record